UCGCGUUGUUCCGCGUUUCCUCCUCUUUCACUCUCAGAGUACAACAUGGCAGUCGGCAAGAAUAAGAGGCUGACCAAAGGAGGCAAGAAGGGUGCCAAAAAGAAGAUUGUUGAUCCCUUUUCCAAGAAAGACUGGUAUGAUGUCAAGGCGCCAGCCAUGUUCAACAUCAGAAACCUCGGCAAGACUCUUGUGACAAGGACACAGGGAACCAAAAUUGCCUCAGAUGGCCUGAAGGGACGUGUGUUUGAGGUGAGUCUUGCUGAUCUGCAGAACGACGAAGUUGCCUUCCGUAAAUUCAAGCUGAUGACGGAAGAUGUCCAGGGCAAGAACUGUCUGACCAACUUCCAUGGAAUGGACCUUACUCGUGACAAGAUGUGCUCAAUGGUCAAGAAAUGGCAGACCAUGAUUGAAGCUCAUGUUGAUGUCAAGACAACUGAUGGAUAUCUGCUCCGCCUAUUCUGCGUGGGAUUCACCAAGAAGCGCGCCAACCAAAUCCGUAAAACCUCCUAUGCCCAGCAACAGCAGGUCCGCCAGAUCCGCAAGAAGAUGAUGGAGAUCAUGACCCGAGAGGUGCAGACCAAUGACCUCAAGGAAGUCGUCAACAAACUGAUCCCCGACAGCGUUGGCAAGGACAUUGAGAAGGCUUGUCAGUCCAUCUACCCCCUGCAUGAUGUUUUUGUAAGGAAAGUUAAGAUGCUGAAGAAACCCAAGUUUGAAUUGGGCAAACUGAUGGAGCUUCACGGAGAAGGUGGUGCCAGCAGCACCAGUGCCAAGCCUAGUGGCGAUGAGACUGGUGCUAAAGUUGAAAGGGCUGAUGGAUAUGAGCCUCCAGUCCAGGAAGCAGUCUAAUUAUUACAGACCCACAUUCAAUAAAAAAAAAUGUAAAAUCCUGA
Messenger RNA from Polyodon spathula (Mississippi paddlefish), 893 nucleotides. RefSeq names its product 40S ribosomal protein S3a. The transcript is spliced from 6 exons. Lineage: Eukaryota; Metazoa; Chordata; Actinopteri; Acipenseriformes; Polyodontidae. Gene Ontology annotation, cellular component: cytosol; ribosome. Bases 46 to 849 code for a protein of 267 amino acids. Gene Ontology annotation, biological process: translation. The record is from RefSeq and is a predicted model, not a curated record. Gene Ontology annotation, molecular function: structural constituent of ribosome.